AUGAAAUCUUGCACUUUAAAUCCUGCAAAAUUAGCUCAACGUAUUUUCUACUCAGCCAAAAGAAUUUACAUUAGCCUCAAUUUCACCAAAUUUGACACCCCCAAGCCCAAAAAUAAACCAAUAAAACAUUCAUUUGAUAGUGAACCGACUGACAGAUACGAUACCGAUUUUCCACACAAUUCGACUGUUAUAAAUCCUUUUUCCGAAAAUAAUUCAAUAACCCCGAAAAAAGCAGACCAAAGCCCUUACAAAAACAUCAGGUAUAUACACAAGCGAAAUUUCUCAAAGUGUGACAAUUUUGAGCCUAAAAAUGCAACGCCAAAUAAUUCCCACAAACGGCACUCCAGUACUGGCACGAAUGAAAAUAUGGAGACCCCUCUAUUAAAAAGCAAUUUAAAGAGACUGUCUAUGUCAUUUAGAUUGGAUAAAGAAUCCUUUUCUGCUGACUCCCCCCCCUCCGUGAGUGAACAAAAAAAAAUUUUGUUCACUCACGGAGGGGGGUUAAUUUGUUUUUUAAAAACAAUUUACUAUAUAAAUUGUUUAUAAAAUUUUUUUUUCAAAAUUUAAAAAAAUCUCACUUCUAUAAAAAAUUGGAAAACAAAUAUUAAUUUAAUUUAUAAAAUUUAUGUUUUAAAAAGCAAUUUGUUUAAAAUUAAAUAGAAUUAGCUCGAGAUUUAUUAUACUAAUUAUCAUUUAUAUAUCAAAAUUUUUUUCCAUAAAAAAAAUUUUCUAUUAAAAAAAUUUGUGUUCACUCACGGAGGGUGGGUUUUGGGCAAAAAAAUAGCGAUUUUUCUAAUGGUUUUGUUCACUCACGGAUGGGGGGAGUGAGGUUAAACGAUUUUCCAGAGUCUCAAGUAAAUUAAAAUAA
Molecule: messenger RNA, 868 nt
Organism: Blepharisma stoltei
Lineage: Eukaryota; Ciliophora; Heterotrichea; Heterotrichida; Blepharismidae
Source: the annotation of a GenBank genome assembly